UUGUCUCUCAGUGUGAUGAACAGUGCGCACAUCCCAAGAUUACAUUCUGAGUCUGGAGCUCUUACAGAGAAAAUAACCUCUGAACGUAUUAAUAUGUGCAAAGGGAGUGUCACUGACUCUAAAGCACAAGACAGAUGGAGUGAUGCGUUGCGGGAUGGUUUGGGGGCAGGGAGGGUAUUUACUGCCGUGUAAUCCGCUCUGUGUGCCGAAGGAGGGGUCUGAGAGCCACCGCUUAAUCCCAGUGCGUUGAUAAGAACGUGAUGAAGAAGAGCUUGUGUUCAUGACAGGCGAUGAGCAGUGAGUGGGCGGAGCCAUGAGCCAUAGGGAGGAGCCAGAGGAGGCGGGUCUCAGAGGUCCUCCCCCUCAUCGCAGCAAGCAGCCCAAUGGGACACCUCUAGAGGGAGGUCGACCCAGAUGGAGACCAUGCCAGCUUCACAAUCCGGAUGCAGAAGGCCAAGGCCACCACCAUCAACACUGUCACCACCAAGCCAACCAGCACACGUCUGGAUCUAGCCGAGGUCCACCGCGUCACCGUAGGCGGCAUACUCCCGGUCAAGCACAACGCAGGCGGGCUGAGAGCGGAGAUACAUCAACUAGAGCUGGCCAACAGCCCAAACCGGGGGCGUCAAGACACCAUCAAAGUGGAGAGAGACUCCAUCAGCCCAGAUAUAGACAACAGCACAAAGAAGAAGAAGAGGUGGUCAAAACUCCUCCAAAAGAGCAAGCUUCAGAGCCAUUAUCUCCAGAAGAUUCCUCCCAAGAACGGCUGACUCCUCCUCCUCAGGAUGAAUCAAUCAUUGAUAGACUGGAUGGAAACAGUCCAGAUCUGUCCCAUUCAUCUGAUACACAAGUUGAUCGUGAUCCAGAGUCUUCAAUGGAACAGUUGGAGGAGAAGGUUCAAAGUGAAGAAUCAACAUUUGGCGAAGAGGAACUGGCGAAAGAGAACCAAGAAAAAGACUAUUUCAAAGAAACUCCUGAGCAGGACUAUGCUUCUCCUAAGAUUGCUUCAAAAAGUCAUCCUGAAAGUAAAAGAACCAGUCCGCUAAGAGUAGACGUUCCACCAUUCGCCACAUCUCCUCACCAGAUGAUGAACAAACCUUUUUUCCAGUCUCCACAAACCUUCCCUGAGACUCUUCGAAGCUACAAUUCAGACCCAAACUCAUACCCUCCUCAUUUUAACAUCGGUUACGCUCAAACAAACAAGGAUAAAGGGUUUGAGAGUACCUUGUCCCAUGUUGAAGACCAUCAAGAGGAUCUCUCAGACUCUAGUCCUGAAGCCUGCUCUGAUUCUUACCCACAACUAAGCCCAGAUUAUCUGACACAAUCAUACCUAACAGAUCCUAAUCCAGUCCUUGAGGGACCUCAAAUGCACGAGAGGAACCAGAGUGUGACUACGGAUGAGUGCGACUCUCAGGAAGACAUCGGUCAGCUUAGUUCAGUGGGCUCCAGGCUGCACCACUACGAUGAACAGUCAGGAGAUGAAGCCGAAAGCUCAGGGAGAGUCAGAGCCCAGGUCAGGAAGACGUCAAGCUCGACUAGCCUUUCUCAAGAAGCCUUUCAUCUCCUGACUUCAGAAACUGCUCAGCUUUCACCUGAUUUGCAGGUAGAAGUUGUGGAAAGAUCUGACAAGUCGUCCACUCCAGCCCAGGAUCAGAUAACAGAGUCUUGCAGAGCUACAGGAGAUGCUGUCUCGUUGGCCAUCAAGGAUAUUAAGGACGCUAUCGAGGAGGUGAAGACCAAGACGGUGCGCUCGCCCUACACGCCUGAUAAGAUCACAGAGCCCGUGUGGGUGAUGAGACAGGAUUUGAGCCCUGUUGAGGAGAACCAUCCUCAGCUACAGCCUCCGAUUCCCUCACAUCCACAGUCUGCAUGUCAGCUAUCGCUGUCUUCUCCACAGUAUGCGGCUCGAAUUCAAGAUGCUGAACUUCCUUUGGGAGCAGAAUCCUCUGGAGUUCAUCUUCAGGACCAGGAUGUAGACGUCAGUCCCAGCGUGCCGAGUGAAGAGACUAGGAAGAAUUUGGCCUCUUUCCCUGCAUAUGUUAAAGUUCCUGGCCCGUGUGACCCUGAGGACUUGAUUGACGGCAUCAUAUUUGCUGCAAACUACCUGGGUUCCACCCAGCUGCUGUCAGAGAGGACGCCCACGAAGAGCGCCCGCAUGCAGCAGGCCCAGGAGGCCAUGAGCCGCGUCCGGACAGCCCAGACACAGGCCAAAAUCAGAAAUAAGUAUCAGCAGGGCAGUGAGAGUGGGCCGCCGGCCAGCACAGAAGUGGACCUCUUCAUAUCGACGCAGAGGAUCAAAGUGCUCAGCGCUUACACACAGGACACCAUGAUGGACGAUCCGCUGAGGACCAUCUCGUACAUCGCUGACAUCGGGAACAUGGUUGUGCUGAUGGCUCGCAGGAAGAUGAUUCGCUCUCAGAGCGCACAGGAGAACCUAGACGCUGCAGAGACGCAGCACACAAACCCAGCGCGGGACGACUGCCGCCAGUACAAGAUGAUCUGCCACGUGUUUGAGUCAGAAGAUGCUCAGCUGAUUGCUCAGUCCAUCGGUCAGGCCUUCAGCGUUGCGUAUCAGGAGUUUCUGAGAGCCAAUGGCAUCGAUCCAGAGGACCUGAGCCAGAGAGAGUACAGCGACCUGCUCAACACUCAGGACAUGUACAACGACGACCUCAUUCACUUCUCCAAGUCUGAAAACUGCAGAGAUGUGUACAUCGAGAAGCAGAAAGGGGAGAUUCUGGGUGUGGUAAUCGUGGAGUCCGGCUGGGGCUCCAUCCUCCCCACGGUCAUCAUCGCCAGCCUGAUGCACGGCGGACCCGCGGCCAAGUCUGGAAGACUGAACAUCGGCGAUCAGAUCAUGACCGUCAACGGCACCAGUCUGGUGGGCCUGCCGCUCUCCACGUGCCAGAGCAUCAUUAAAGGGCUCAAGGCUCAAUCCAGGAUCAAGAUGAACAUCGUCAGAUGUCCUCCGGUGACCAUGGUGCUCAUUCGCAGACCAGACCUGCGCUAUCAGCUGGGUUUCAGUGUGCAGAAUGGCAUUAUCUGCAGUCUGAUGCGAGGGGGGAUCGCCGAGAGAGGAGGCGUCCGCGUCGGCCAUCGUAUCAUCGAGAUCAGCGGUCAGAGCGUGGUGGCCACAGCUCACGAGAAGAUCGUUCACAUCCUGUCAAACGCUGUAGGAGAGAUCCAUAUGAAGACUAUGCCUGCAGCCAUGUACCGCCUGCUCACGGCCCAGGAACAACCCGUCUACAUCUGACACUCUGCAGGGCUACAACACCCUCCCCUCCGCAUGAGCUGAUCCAGAGUUACUACUUAUUGGAAGAUUAAUAUAACGGUUUACAGAUUUAUUUAACUGGAUGUAUGUAUGUAUUCAUUAUUCCAUUAGUGCACCAUGUGACCUGCCUUAAUCUCUCUGGUCUGCCGGAUCUCUGAAGGCCUGGCAUUAGAAGCAAAGAGAAGUGAAUGCAGAUCGAUCAUGUGCUCGACACACGACUGGACCUAAACCGUCACAGAGAUCACUGAGCACAGUAACACAGGAACAUUGGAAUCGAGCUGUUAUUGACACAGAUCUGAUGUAUGAGCUGUACUCUUCUCAUCAAGCAACUCAAAGUAAAGGAGUCAAUUAACUAAA
Sinocyclocheilus grahami is the source of this 3625-nucleotide messenger RNA. Its product is annotated as amyloid beta A4 precursor protein-binding family A member 1-like. The record is from RefSeq and is a predicted model, not a curated record. Gene Ontology annotation, cellular component: cytoplasm; plasma membrane; dendritic spine. The transcript has 13 exons. Gene Ontology annotation, biological process: chemical synaptic transmission. Lineage: Eukaryota; Metazoa; Chordata; Actinopteri; Cypriniformes; Cyprinidae. Bases 314 to 3250 code for a protein of 978 amino acids. Gene Ontology annotation, molecular function: amyloid-beta binding; protein binding.